AUGACUCUCCUGGCUCUCCCUUCCGACGUUCUUCUCCAUAUUCGCGACAGCUUAUCCUCUGUCACCUCAGAUGCAGGUGACCCCAGCCUCAGCUUGUCCACGCACAUCGCCUUCUCCCGCACCUGCCGUGCUUUGCGUUCUCUCUACGACUUUGUUUGCGACGAAGCCGAGGAUACCUUCUGGCAGGCGGCCUGCGCUUCAUCAGGCUUCGGGCGACCUCUACGUCGGGAAUCUGCAGGCACUCCUCACGAAGAGCCUCUCCCCAGCUGGCGGCAGCUGGCUUUGCUCAUCGUCGCUCAUCACGACCUGUGCGAAAUCCGGAGUUGUAAAGAAGCUAGCGCUUGGCUAGGUCCGCACAGCUGCCCCGGCGACGCCACACCAGCGGAGCCCCUCGCGUUCCACCCGCUCUUCUACUACCUCCACUUCUGUCCUCGCACACAUGCCCCCGACGCCGCCAGCAUCCUCCUCACGCAACUUCCCACUGUGCCGGGUGGGCGCCUACAGGCUUACGCGCCACUCGUCGGACAUUCACGUGCGGCAUGCGCGUUCGCUACUUCACCGCCCGUACGCGCAAUCUCCCUGGUUAGGCAAGGCGAGCCUGAGGAGAUGGUUGCGAGUGUCGCGAACCCGGACGGUGUGACGUUGCUCGACGUGAACCGUCUACUGGCCGACACCCUUCCGCGCAAUGGCGAGAACAUGAGUAUUGUCAUGGCCCACUAUCAUACCUUACUGGAAGCAUAUGCGCGCCCGGGUUGCUCCUUCGCGGACACCCUUGCACAAGGCGCGCACCGCGGUUUUCUGCGUGACCAUUCAUACCCUUAUCUUGACAAUGCACCGCUUCCGCCUGUUGAGGACGUCCCUCCGGCGAAGUCUGCGUCUGCCGACUCGUUGCUCGAGUUCCGCAUAACGCCUCCGCGCAGACGCAAGCAGCGCCGCAGCAGUCGUUCGCGUUCGCGUUCGCGCUCCCGAUCCGGUUUCUUCAUCUACGACGAUGCUGCCGAAUCGGAGUAG
Molecule: messenger RNA, 1011 nt
Organism: Peniophora sp. CBMAI 1063
Lineage: Eukaryota; Fungi; Basidiomycota; Agaricomycetes; Russulales; Peniophoraceae
Source: the annotation of a GenBank genome assembly